Messenger RNA from Rhipicephalus sanguineus (brown dog tick), 924 nucleotides. RefSeq lists its product as uncharacterized. The record is from RefSeq and is a predicted model, not a curated record. The transcript has 2 exons. NCBI's taxonomy places the organism in Eukaryota, Metazoa, Arthropoda, Arachnida, Ixodida, Ixodidae. Bases 1 to 924 code for a protein of 307 amino acids.
AUGGACAGGUCGCACUACGCUGGGCGUUGCUGGGCGAGUAAGGACGCCGCAGGGGCCGGGGUGGUGGCACCCAGCCAAGCGCACCUGGCGGACAACGUCUGCCCAGACACCAGAGGUGCGCGUCUGCCCACCACCCCACCGUCCCGGCUAUCGGCCGCCACCGACAUCGGCGGCCAUGCCAGCAUCUGCACCAGCCGCCAAGGACAUCGGCGGCCACGCCACCAGCUGCACCGGCCGCCACCAACAUCGGCGGCCAAGCAAGCACCUGCACAGGCCGCCAACAACAUCGGCGGCCAUGCCACCAGCUGCACCGGCCGCCACCAACAUCGGCGGCCAAGAAAGCACCUGCACAGGCCGCCAACAACAUCGGCGGCCAUGCCACCAGCUGCACCGGCCGCCACCGACAUCGGCGGCCAAGCAAGCACCUGCUCCGGCCGCCAACAACAUCGGCGGCCACGCCACCAGCUGCACCGGCCGCCACCGACAUCGGCGGCCAUGCCACCAGCUGCACCGGCCGCCACCGACAUCGGCGGCCAAGCAAGCACCUGCUCCGGCCGCCAACAACAUCGGCGGCCACGCCACCAGCUGCACCGGCCGCCACCGACAUCGGCGGCCACGCCACCAGCUGCACCGGCCGCCACCGACAUCGGCGGCCAAGCAAGCACCUGCUCCGGCCGCCAACAACAUCGGCGGCCACGCCACCAGCUGCACCGGCCGCCACCGACAUCGGCGGCCAAGCAAGCACCUGCUCCGGCCGCCAACAACAUCGGCGGCCACGCCACCGGCUGCGCCGGCCGCCACCGACAUCGGCGGCCAAGCAAGCACCUGCACCGGCCGCCAACAACAUCGGCGGCCACGCCACCGGCUGCGCCGGCCGCCACCGACAUCGGCGGCCAAGCAAGCACCUGCACCAGCCGCCAUUAA